UGAAGUCAUCCCACUUGGUGUAAUAAUGGGUGAUUGGACCAUCUUCAUUCUGAGCUUCGUAGAAGUUCGAAGUCCCAUAUCGAUUCGCGGGCAAAGAUGCGAUAUGAACAAGGGUCUUGAGUAUAUAUCAACAACAACACAGCAUCCAGCGUCUCACAGAUGAUGUGUCAGGCAAACCGAGAUGAGGUGCGUGGAAGUUUAGUACAGCAAGUUUACCGCCGAGAAGCUCCGUUCUGUGUAUUUACCCGCGUAAUUUUACGCGGUGACAAACAAGGCAAUAAUAAUUUUGGCAAACCAACAUCCAACCGACGACUCCUAACAACGCCCAACAAACAUCUCUUCUUCACUCCAUCGCCACGAUCCCCUCUACCAUCAAGCCUAGGCUCAGAGUCAGUGACUUCGUAAUUAGGAUAAAGUGCUCAAGCUUCUGGGAAUACGACCUGCACUCGUUCUCCCCCUGCUCACAAUUUGGGCUUGUCUUUACCCGUCACGUUUGGCCCAUACCUGACUGAACCUGAUCGAUUGUCACCUUUGCUCUCUAACCGACCCGAUCGACCUGAGCUAUCUACUCAACGCAUCAGAUUCUUGCUUCUUAAGUCAGUAUCUUAUCCAGAGACCACUAACAGCAGGUCCGCAAAUCAAGGAUACAAGCCCCUAAAUAGACCCCCCUCCUCAGUCAACCUUGUGGCGACGCAAGGCCGGUCAAGCAACACUUCUAGCGGAGCUUCUCGACCUCUACCACCACCAGGCUCCUGGUAGUGCGCAACCUCCCAUGGUGGACUACAGAGCUAUAUUCUAAUAUGGGGAGAAUAAAGAAGGUGGCGGGCCUUAAACAUGAGGCUACAAUCUCUCCCGCCUUAGCUACCUUCGUUCAACAAACCACUAGCGUUGACAUUCCGGAACUUCCUUCACAUCUCUUGACCUUCCCUCGCCGAUGGCCGUUCCCCCGAGGCGAUCUCUAUCAUUGGAUUGUAGUGCUGAACCGGUUUGAUGCGAUCCUUCAACAAGUGGUGGAAAAGUAUGACCUCCAUUUAGGCCCACAGACGAAGCCUUUUGGCCGCUUGGUUCUUCACGAUGCAUGCGUCUCCGCCGGUAUUGCAGCAACGACCCAAGAGUCUGAAGCACAUCUGGACAAGCUUGGCUUUGGGCCUGAAGGAGAUCGAGAGUUAGUCGAGGCUCUCCUAUCGUUCUCAAGACUGCUGCUGGAGAAAUGCGGCAAUCGGAGCCUAUACAGCAGCAGCGAUCGCUUGAAUGACUUCUUGAAUACCACGUCACUUUCCCUUCUUCAGAGUACGCUCCGUCUUGGUGUCAGCUUGGCCCAGCGAUACUUUUCCAGACAACGACAAUCGAAUAGUACUCAUUUCCAUCAGAGCUUACUUGCCACACACUACAAUAUUGAAUUGGAGCGUGUUCAGAAGCUUGCUGCGCCGUUUCCCAAACCUGCCCCUGCUAAGCCAACUGAUAGUUCAUCUAUUAUUAGCCUUAAGGGAAAAGAAAAGGCCACCCAGGUGCAGGUUGGCCGUCGGAGUUCCGUCACCAAAUGCAAUGCGAAUGAUCUAAUUGCCCUUACUAAGGAGCCGUCUGAUGCCUCGGAGCCCAAUGGGAUCCCUGCUCUGGCCUGGGAGGAAUGGGCUAGUAUUAGCAUGUCGUAUUACACGCCCUUUUCGGACACUGCUGAAGUUACCACUUUGGCAGGAGCCGGGAGCACCCCGAAUCCCCAGCAUGCCCCCGCGACCCCGACUCCUUUGCGUAGAGCUUCUACUCACCCCAGCUCAAGAUUGAGUAGAAGUUCAGCAACGGAUGAUUCACCAACCGCUCCACUAACCAGCUCUCCAAUCUAUAAAUACGAGGAAACAAAUAGAGGAAUUAAAAAUCUAGAGAUCCCAAGCUCGACGAUAGUAACCACGAGUAUUGAGGAAGUUUUGCAAACGCAUCUGGAGGAACUUCCAAACGACGCCUCGAAGUAUGAGUUGCUACAACGACUUCGUGUUGCAUAUGCUCUUGCAACUUCCGCAGAGACCAGGCGUCAGAUUCUUGCCAUUAGAGUCCUUGCAGUCACAAACUUGGCAUACAUUUAUCCGGAAACUCUCUUCCAGCAAAAGGUCCUUAAUCAUGAUUCUGAUAUUCCGAAGCGGCUGCAACUUGCCUAUCAGCUUGCCGAGUUUGUGCACCUCGGUGUCGCAGGUGAUAUUACCGCUUCAACGCUUAAUCAGACCUUCGCGCUCAACUGUCUCGACGCUCUGGCAAAACAUAAAUCCCGUUCUGCGGAUGUUUGCGCGGCCCUUAGCGUGAAUGUUAACCACGGAAUUCUCAUGUUUCUCACGCGCAAGGCUGUUGCAGACCUGGCCAUCGAGGAGAACGCGGACGACCCACCUGAAGCUGACGACUGGAGAGAGACUCUGUUUGCACUCCUUCGAACUCUUCCAAAUGCUGGCACGCGAACUCCGGAGACUCUCGUGGCGGCCGGAUUGAUUCCUCUGUUUGUCGACAUCUUGAACCUCCGGACGGAUAAAGCAAGAAAAAUAUAUCCCCGAGUGAUGGAAUUCUUGGAUACUUUUGUUCAUUCUGUUCGAGAUGCGUUGGCAACAUUGGCUGGAGCCAAGGGUUUCCAUGCGAUUUCAGAUCUAAUCUCUUUCGAGACAAAAACGUCGUUCGAUUCGGUGGCUAAGGAUGCGGGAAUUCCGGCACAUUUUAAGACGCCCUCCAUCGAUUACCAGAUUCCCUACUUCCAGCAGCAAUCCCUGAGGUGGUUAUUCAAGUUUGUCAACCAUGUAAUGCAACAUAAUAGUGGUGGAUUUGAGCGUCUACUUCGGAAUCUCAUCGAUUCGCCUCCACUUCUAACGGCUCUUCGUUUGGUCCUGGAAAACGCCCGUGUCUACGGGUCCCAUGUAUGGAGUGGCGCAGUGAACAUUAUGAGCCAUUUCAUACAUAACGAGCCAACCAGCUACGCUGUUAUUGCCGAAGCUGGGUUGAGCAAGAGCCUCCUCGAAGCAGUGACUGGCCGGCCCGUGCCGAGCGAUACAACAGAUGUCAACACUGCCGCUAGUGAUAUUGAGAACAGUGAUCAUGCCCCAGCCGAAACCCGACCCCUGUUUAUUCCAGCCCGUGCAGAAGCCGGCGAUCAUGAGACUCUCAAGUCUAAGAUUGUCAGGGCUCCGGAUCGCAAGCUUGCUGAAGCAAUUUUGCCUUCAACCGAAGCUAUCGUAUGUAUCCCCCAAGCAUUCGGGGCUAUCUGUCUGAACCAAGGAGGUCUAGAGUUAUUCCGAAAGUCAGAUGCCCUUGAAAGCUUCUUUGAUAUAUUCGAAAGUCCAGAGCACGUGAAAUGCAUGAAGAAUGAUUCGAAUCUUGUUCGUGUUUUGGGUGGCUCAUUCGACGAACUCGUUCGACAUCACCCCCCUUUGAAGUCUGCGGUUAUGAGUGCUGUUCUGCUCAUGGUUGCUCGCGUAGCCCAACAUUGCAAAUCCAAAGCAUCUGAACCUGGACUUGGUGCGAAGCUCUGGACUGAAGGAGAAGAUGGAAAGCUUUCCAUAGCUGGGGGAGCUUCUUCAUUGCUUGGUGAUAUUGGCUCUGCUUUCACUUAUACUCUUGGUAAUCAGCAACCCCCUUCAGAGGCAGAGCCAGCGGGGCCAACAGAACCAGCAGAUUCUGAGAUGAGGAGUGUCACAACGACUCCCGGGGAUGGAAACGCGUUGACACCUGCGAAGAAGCCGGAAAAUGGCGAUUUCAAGGACCUUGAUGCGCAUGGGCUUUCUGUUCCCAACUACAUGUUCCCUGUUGUGAAAUUCCUAAAUGCUUUUUUCGAGAACCACACUAUCUGCGCCAGUUUUAUCGAGGCAGGAGGGGUGGAGUAUGUCCUUGAUUUUGCCACCCUUCAGAGCCUGCCAUUCGAUUUCCAUAACACGGAAGCGAGUCAGCAGCUAGCACAAGUAAUCCACUAUAUGGUUGAGGUGAAGCCUCACCUUGUGCUUCCUUCGCUUCUGAAACGGACCCAGGAUGCAGUUGAUCGUUUAGCUCCGUUUUGGCGACAGUCUAGUCAAACAGGAUUUUUUGCUCCUUUGACAAACCCAUCGAAGCAAACCGAGGAUACUGCCGAAACUCCAGGAUCCGAAGAUGUGAAGGCUAAGGGGGCCUAUUACACAAAACAUCUCGUCGCAGUCCAUACUCUUACAGAUAUCCUCCGCGAAGCAUAUACACCGCCGAUCUACCCAACCCGUCCUAGCCAGCAGACAUCUCCGUUUGUCCAGGUAAAUUUAGCUGAUAAAUAUGUUGCUCUUGUCAAGCGACUUGGGUCCUUGCAUUCGGCUUGUGUCUGGGAAGAAAUCUUGCUGCAGAAGGAUAUGCCAGAAUCUUGGAAUGAAGCCACUAGAGUUCCUGGAUAUGGGUUUGAUGGAGAGGAAGAAAUUGAACCGCUAAGUACUUUACCCGUAGAUGAUGUAUCAGAGCCUGGGGAUGUGGCCACUGAAGAUGCAACUGGAACAACUGUUGCUGGAACGGACCCUGCCCAUGGACUUCCCAACGGCGAGACCACACGUCGAAGCGCGGUUACUCAAACCUCUGUUAGCUCAGAGAGGGGUGCGACAUUUAGGAAUGUGAAAACUCUCCGUUACCUGCUCAGUUCUCUACCAUCCUCUAUAACUGGUUUCUUCCAACUUUUGGGUCAUGGUCUCAUCAGCAAACGGCGAAUGGAUAACUAUCAACGGCAAAAGGCCGGCAACGUUGCUGAUGCGAUUGCUUCGAUGAUUCUGGAGCAAUUGAACCUUGACGCGCCUAAGAAAACAACCUGUGUAAAAGACCGGUUUUCGUAUCUCAUAGUCAUAUUGUCGUCGUUCUCUCAGUUACUAUUUGAUACUACCGCUGAGCGUCCACAUUCUCAUUGCCUGACGAUCAUUCUAUCGGCUUUCAAGAAGCUAAAUGGGAUCCAGACAAUGAAAGGUUUGUGUGGUUUAUUCCUGAAUGAGAUUAAGAACCUUGGCCCUCAAGCUGGGCAGGAUAGUACUUCAAAAGAUGUUCCUGCACGUCUGGCAUCUGCUUAUGGAGGGAUUAAGAUUAUUCUUAAUUUCUUUUCCGAGAUGACAUCUGCUCAAUAUAUUAUCGACUCUACCCAGACUCAGGCAAUGGCCAGCACCGGCGGGGACCGUGACCGUCCUGACUAUUUUCUUCCAGCGCAAUUCUUGGUUGAACUUCGAAUGGAGGUCAUACCAAUGGUGCAAGAAAUGUGGAGUUCCGGGUUUGUGGAAGAAGCGUCGAGCUCUAUUCUGAAAUCUCUGAUUGACAUUCUCCGCUCUGUCCUUGAAGGAGAAUAUGAAACGGGAGCCUUCCGUCGUGGUGAAAGCCUUCCUGCCGUUUCAGCGGCGACUCCAAGAACCUUCACGUGCCAUAGGGAGCGUCUGUCCACACUAAAAGAAAAUGGUCAUGACGAAAAUCUUGCCCGAGAGGCCCUCUACCGCUGUAAUAACAGCGCGCCCGCUGCCGAAGAGUACUGUGCCAGCCAGAAGGGUCUCCGCCCACCACCUAGGAGCCCAGUCCCUUCUCAUGAACUAGAGCAAGCGACAAGUAGUAGUCCCUCGCUCCGUGACAGCAUCUUUACCAACCUUAGCACCUCGCAACCGCCAUCAGACGGCACUCAGAUUUUGUCUGCAACCCCAUUCGAUAUCGCCUCAUUGUUUCCCCACCUUACCCAACCAAGUCCAAACGUCGAGGAACGUGGAACAAACCAAGCAGAGAGUGCAGCAACUCAAGCUGCCCAGAGUGAGGAUACAACGAGUACUGGUGGGCUGCUCGCAAUGAGCAUUGAUAAUAUUCUUAACGAUCAGGGAGGAUCCCCGGCUGAAGAGAGGAGCAUGUCUGCUCAGCGCGCGGAGACCGCUCCUCAACCUCCACCAACUAGCCAACCGGCUCCUUCUCCAAAGCGGCGGGAGGUAGUAACUGUUGAAGACCUGGACAGUGAACGUGAUAACGUCCGAACCAACCUCAUUGAACGAUGUCUCGAUGUAUUGAAUGGUCAUCACGACAUAACUUUUGAGCUCGCCGAUCUUAUUGGGUCUGCAACCGCCAGGCUCCCUGACCCGGUCAAUUUUCGUCGGGAGGUUGGUGAAACGUUGAUGCAUUUCCUGAUAUCUCUCCAGAUGGAAGAAAAUUUCCAAUCAUCAGGAAAGAAAAUAGCGGCGUACGCUGGCUUGUUAGCCUUGGUACUGCAAGAUAAGGAUGUGUAUGAAGCCACUCUUGAAGAGUUGAAGGAAAAUUUCUCGAACCUGCUUGGCUUUAUCCAAAUCCCAUCCUCUUCCGCUGAAAAGCCUACUGAUGAAUCAUGUCCGUGGAUUCCGCAAGUUUUGCUCAUUCUUGAAAGAGUCCUUUCCGAUGACGUAACGCCACCUUUAAUUCGGUGGAACCCACCAAGUCCCGAUGGGUCUGCCGGACCAGAAGAGCUAGCACAGCUUGAGGAACCAGUUAUUCCGUUUUCUGACAAGAUGGAGCUUUUCGAAACAAUGGUUGAUAUUCUCCCUCGAAUUGGCAAGGACGAAACACUCGCGCUGUCUGUUUCUCGCAUGCUCGUCAUCUUGACCCGUGAAAGGGAUAUUGCCGUACGGCUAGGAGAAAAGCGCAACCUUCAACGCCUGUUUGUCAUGAUCAAGCAAUUAGCUAGUGGUUCAGAUGACAGACUUCAGAAUACAUUUAUGCUGAUCUUGAGACAUAUAAUUGAAGAUAACGAUACCGUUCGUCAAAUAAUGAGAAGUGAAAUUGUUGCUGGUUUCGAAAGUCGAUCACCACGUCAGACGGACACCACAGGAUAUGUGCGCCAAUUCGCCCAUCUUAUAUUGAGGAACCCGAUACUAUUUGUGGAGGUUACGAAUGAGAAAUUAAAACUACAGCGGUACGACUCACACCAACGACCACAACUCCUGGUCCUGAAAUCCGAAGCAAAUGAUGCGGCUUCUCGGCGAGAUCAGGGCCAUUCUAGCCAGGAGGACAAUGAAGGUUCUAAGAAGCCAGAGUCUGCCGGACCUCAUACUGAACCUCAAGAUGGGCAGCCAGCUGAAGGCAAGGAAGCUAGGGAGGACAAGGAGGGUAAGGAAGGUAAAGAUGGCAAGGAGAAGUGUAAAUCAACUGAGCUCAAGGCGCCCGUUGUUGAAAAUCCUGAUGGGGUGAUCCACUACCUGCUCUCCGAAUUACUCUCUUAUCGCGAUGUCGACGACAAGGAACCACCCGCAGAAUCUACAGAGAAAUCACUACCCCGCACAGAGUCUCAAAGCGAUGUAGAAAUGGCAAGUGGACCAGCGUCGCCAACUUCAUCUACUUCGGGGACACAGACUAGCAAGACUCCCAAGAAGACUGAAAAGCCUCAAUUUAAGGCAGACGAGCAUCCAAUCUACAUUUACCGCUGUUUCCUAUUACAGUGUCUAACUGAGCUUUUGUCCUCAUAUAACCGAACAAAAGUGGAGUUCAUCAAUUUUUCGCGCAAAGCUGACCCCUUCGCCACGACCCCUUCGAAGCCACGCUCCGGUGUUUUGAACUAUUUACUGAACUCGCUAGUUCCUAUCGGGACACUGGAUCAUGGAGAAUCUAUCCCGUUCAAAAAGCGGGUCAAUACGUCUAAUUGGGCGAUGCGGGUGAUAGUUGCCCUCUGCACCAAGACGGGAGAGUUUGGCGGGCCAUCCAGACGUCGCACUGUUGUAAAUGACGACAACGAACCUGAGCUCCUAUUUGUCCGCAAGUUUGUCCUCGAGCAUGCCCUGAAAUCCUACAAAGAUGCCAAUGCUUCGACUGAACCUCUUGAUGCGAAAUAUGCCCGACUUCUUAGUUUAGCCGAUCUAUUUGAUAAGAUGCUCUCAGGGGGCACAAGUGGAGAUGGCACCACGCAUUUUCCUUCGUCUACUCGGCAGGUUGCGAAAACUAUGUUUGAAAAGAAUUUCAUUUCAGCCUUUACAGCGUCUAUAUCCGAUAUAGAUUUGAAUUUCCCUCCAGCAAAGAGGGCUGUUAAAUACAUUCUUCGACCGCUGAACAAACUAACACAAACUGCAGUCUUGUUGAGUGAAACAUCAAGCAUUCCAACCAUGCCAGGGCAAACCGAUGAAGAUGAUGAUAUAUCCUCGGCGACCUCUGUAUCGGAUAUGGAAGAUGAGCGGGAAGAAACCCCCGAUCUUUUCCGACAUUCUACGCUUGGCAUGUUCGAACCAAACCAUGAGGAGGGUACUACUAGCGAAGAGGACUCGGAGGACGAUGAAGAGAUGUACGAUGACGAGUAUGAUGAAGAAAUGGAUUAUGAAGAGGAUAUGCCGGAAAACGAUGGAGAGGUCGUUAGUGACGAAGAUGAAGAGGAUAUGGACGAGCGAGGGCCUAUUGAAGGUUUGCCUGGGGAUUCCGGUAUGGAUAUUGAAGUCCUCAUCGAAGGAGAUGACGAUGACGACGACGAUGAUGACGAUGACGAUGAUGACGACGACGAUGAGGACGAUGAAGAUGACGACGAGGACGAAGAAGGUUCGUCGGCCAUGGACGAUGACUUGAUCGCGGGUGAAAUCACUGGAGACAAUGACAACGACAGCCUCCAGGAUGGAGACGAAGGUGAAUGGGAAAGUGAAGAUAUCUCGGACAAUGAUGAGGAGGAAGACGGGGAGCAAAAUAGAAACCGCCUUGAUAUUCACCGUCUUGAAUUAGAUAUAGGAAUGGGAGAAGAACUUCAUGACGACCUGAUGGACGACGAAAUGCAGGAUGACCAAGACGAGGAUGACGAAAUUGAUGAGCUGGAAGGGUUGGACGAAGUGGACGACGAUGAAGACCUGAUCCAGACCUUCGAUUUCGAUCACGCAGGCCAAUUUAUGUUGCAUGACACUGAUGCAUCAAUGGAUCACCGCCACGCGCCUCAUGGUCGAUUCCGUGGAAUCCCUCCCCCUCCAUGGAGCAUGUUUUCUGGAGGCCUGGGAAAUCGUCACGGUAUCGUACCUAUCCAGGGUUAUAGAACCCAUCGGAAUCAAAUUCCCUCACGUGGAAAUGACGAUGGGAGCAAUCCACUGCUACGUCGUAACGACCGCCCUACGGACGUUGCGCCUGGAGCUAGAGGUCCUCCCGAAGCUUUGAGUGAUUGGGUCCAUGCAAUUGAUCCUAACCACCAAGGGCGUCUUCUCUCGAUGGAUAGCCCGGUUACAUUCAUGAACGCAAUUAUGCAAGCUCUCGGUCAAGGUGGCGGUGGUUUUGGUGUGGUUAGCCGACCAGAAGGAGUCCGUGUUCGUCUUGACCAGCGUCCUAUUUUCACCAGUCGUAUCCAGGAUUUGUUUGGCGUUAGUCGACCCCAAGCGACCACUAGACGUCCUCGUGACGAUCCUUAUCAAGCGGUCACAUUUGUCCUAUCGACAACCUCGACUCGUUGGCAAGAAGAAGCACGACUCUUGUUUAAUAAUUCGUACUUGGAGAAAGCCCAGCGGGUUGUAAAUUCCCUCCUUAAAGUUCUUGUUCCCCCGGCUAUUGAAGAAGAAAAAGUUAGACAAAAGCAAUUGGAGGAAGAGCUUAAGCGACGAGAGGAGGAGAGAAUCGAGCGAGAGCGUCAAGAACAACUCGCGAAGGAUGAAGCUGAGCGGGAGAGAAAACGGAAGGAGGAGGAAGAGGAAGCGUUAAGGCGUCAAGAAGAAGCUGAGAGAGCCGAGAGAGCCGCUGAAGAAAGUGCACAGCAAGCCGCUGAACAUCCUGAAGGAGAGCCUAUGGACGGUGUGCAGCCUACUGAACCAACACAAGAACAAGCCGCUGCUCCAGGCGAGGGCGAGGCUGCGGCGGCCGGCCCUUCCGAACCUGCGCCCCGGGUUCACACCACAAUCCGCGGUCGCCAACUUGACAUUACUGGAAUGGAUAUUGACCCAGAAUAUUUAGAAGCACUUCCUGAAGACAUCCGUGAAGAGGUCAUAAUGCAGCAACUCACUGAGCAAAGAUCACAGGCUGCUGCAUCCGGCGAAGAGCCAAGCGAGAUAAACCCGGAGUUUUUGGAAGCGUUACCCCCUGAUAUCCGUGAUGAAAUUCUGCAACAGGAGGUCGCUGAUCGUCGACGACGUGAGCGAGAGGCUGCCCGUCGAAAUGCAGCUGCAAGUGGUGGCGCAGCUGCUCCGGAUGAUAUGGAUCCUGCCAGCUUCAUUGCUACGUUGGAUCCUUCCCUAAGACAAACCGUACUCGCUGAUCAACCCGAAGAAAUUCUUGCAUCUCUUGGUCCUGAAUUUGUCUCGGAAGCGCGCGCUCUCACGGGGCGAAGACUUGCUCAGUUUGCCGAUAUAGGCAGGCUAGACCAGCGAUCGCGACCUGACGCUGCUCAACGUGACCAUGGAGCCAAAAAACCUCAACGCCGUCAAAUUGUCCAGAUGCUCGACAAGGCUGGCGUAGCUACCCUCCUCCGUCUCAUGUUCAUGCCUCUGCAGGGAAAUGCACGGCAUCAUAUCAAUGACAUCCUUCAUAACGUCUGCCAAAACCGCCAAAAUCGUUCUGAGGUGCUAAGUCUCCUGCUUCUGAUUCUCCAAGAUGGAAGCGCGGACGUUUCUGCUGUCGAGCGCAGUUUUGCUCAUUUGUCGCUGCGUGCUAAGACCCCAACAGCGGCGCAGCGGACCCCACAGUUGAAGCGAACGUUGUCAUUGCCAGUUCCUGGUGCCAAUAAUGACGUCACGCCUUUGGUUGUGAUUCAACAGUGCUUGGGAGCCCUAUCUUUCCUCACGCAAUACAAUCCCCAUAUCGCAUGGUUUUUCCUCACGGAGCACGACACAGCGGCGUCCCUCAAAAUGAAAGCGCUGAGGAAAGGAAAAGGCAAAGAAAAUAGAGCCUCUAAGUUCGCGCUCAACUCACUCCUGUCCCUGCUUGAUCGCAAGUCGAUCAUGGAUAGCCCAAGUUGCAUGGAACAGCUCUCAAGCCUUCUCAGUAGCAUCACUCAGCCAUUAACGCUCCUCCUACGAAAAGACAAGGAACGGCAUGAGAAAGAAACCAAGGAGAAAGAAGCCAAGGAGAAAGAGGCCAAGGAGAAAGAAGCGGAACGCACCGAAGCCACUGCUGAAAGUACACAAUCUGCGCAACCCACCGAGGCUCCUCCCCAGGAAACUGAGGGCACUCGUACUGCCGAUGAGACUGCUCCGCAUAGUGAUACAACGAUGGCUGAUGCUGGACCCACAGAGCAAGGUCAAGAUCGUGCUGAAGGUCAAGAAGAAGCGAGUGGGUCAUCUAUUGAAGAAAAGGCAGAACCUUCAAAACUGGCUGAGGAAGAGAAGCAGAAGAAGCCUCGUAUCCCUGAGCCUCCUGUGGUACCAGAACACAAUCUUCAAUUAGUUGUCCGCAUCCUUGCUGCCCGAGAAUGUAAUGGCAAAACUUUCCGAGAGACCCUUUCGACCAUCAACAAUCUCUCCGCUAUCCCUGGAGCCAAGGAAGUGUUUGGUAAAGAAUUGAUUGCCCAGACACAAGCUCUAAGUAAUUCAAUACUGGGUGAUCUUGGCGAACUUCUUCCCCAUAUUAACCAAGCGGAGACUGGUAUCGAGGUGCAGGGCAUGGCGCUUUCCAAAUUCUCUCCUGCUAGUUCGGAUCAAGCCAAAUUACUCCGGGCCUUGACUGCCCUUGAUUAUCUAUUUGACCCAAAUAGGCUUGACAAGGAGAAGUACAGCGAGCCCGAGUCGUCUAAUAAUGAGGAUGUUUUGAAGAUACUCUAUGAAGGUACCACAUUCGGACCUCUGUGGGCGAAGUUAAGUGAGUGUUUGCAUUCUAUUCGACAGAAAGAAAGCAUGCUCAAUGUGGCCACGAUACUUCUGCCACUCAUCGAAUCACUUAUGGUUGUAUGCAAGAACACCACGUUGAAAGAUGCUCCUCUCUCAAGACAUGGACGGGAAUAUUCCGUUUCUAGUCCCCCACCCGAGUCUGGAAUGGAAGCCUUAUUCUUCAACUUUACGGAAGAGCACCGCAAGAUUCUCAAUGAGCUUGUCCGUCAGAAUCCUAAGCUCAUGAGCGGCACGUUCUCUCUUCUCGUCAAGAACCCUAAGGUAUUGGAGUUUGAUAAUAAGCGCAACUACUUCACACGUCGGAUACAUUCGCGUGGCAGUGAAAUCAGACAUCCCCAUCCUCCUUUGCAACUCUCUGUUCGCCGAGACCAAGUUUUUCUGGAUUCCUUCAAAUCUCUCUACUUCAAGACUGCCAACGAAAUGAAAUACGGCAAAUUGAAUAUUAGGUUCCAUGGCGAAGAAGGUGUUGAUGCCGGCGGGGUCACUCGUGAAUGGUUUCAGGUUCUAGCACGUGGCAUGUUCAACCCCAACUAUGCCCUAUUCAUCCCUGUGGCUUCUGAUCGCACAACAUUCCAUCCAAAUCGCCUCAGUGGAGUGAAUCAGGAACAUUUGAUGUUCUUCAAAUUCAUCGGAAGAAUCAUCGGCAAAGCUCUAUACGAAGGACGUGUGCUUGAUUGCCAUUUUAGUCGAGCCGUCUACAAGCGUAUCCUCGGCAAGUCUGUUUCUAUCAAAGAUAUGGAAACACUCGACCUCGAUUAUUACAAGUCUUUGCUGUGGAUGUUGGAGAAUGACAUUACUGACAUUCUUACUGAAAACUUCUCCGUCGAGUCUGAUGAUUUUGGCGAGAAGCAGACAAUUGAUUUGGUUGAGAAUGGUCGCAAUAUCCCAGUCACACAGGAGAAUAAGGAAGAAUAUGUACAACGCGUGGUUGAAUAUCGCCUUGUUGGCUCUGUCAAGGACCAGCUGGACAACUUCUUGAAAGGAUUCCACGACAUUAUCCCUGCCGAUCUUAUUGCUAUAUUCAACGAACAAGAACUAGAGCUCUUGAUUUCCGGGCUUCCCGAAAUUGACGUAGAUGACUGGAAGAAUAAUUCUGAAUAUCAUAAUUACUCCGCAUCCUCACCUCAGAUCCAAUGGUUCUGGCGUGCAGUACGAUCAUUUGACAAGGAAGAACGUGCGAAACUUCUUCAAUUCGUCACUGGUACUAGUAAAGUCCCGCUCAAUGGCUUCAAAGAGCUUGAGGGUAUGAAUGGCUUCAGCAAAUUCAACAUUCACCGAGACUAUGGGAAUAAGGACAGGCUGCCUAGUUCCCAUACAUGCUUUAACCAGCUCGACUUGCCUGAGUAUGACAGCUAUGAAACCCUACGGCAGCGGCUUUACACAGCAAUGACUGCAGGCAGUGAAUAUUUUGGUUUCGCGUAGAGGGAGCAAAAUUGUGUACUUGUCGUGAAUUUUUGUGUUUUCUGUUGUUAUUUAUUUCCCUUCUGAUUUUUUUUUUUUUUUUUUCCCAGCCUCUUUCUUUCCAAAAUCCCCUAACCACAGAUAUAUCUUUGUCAUUUCCAUUUUAUGACCUAUGCACUAUGCAUUUGUUUAUUCAAAGCAUCUGGCGGCGCGCUCACCUUGAUAUUUUGUUUUGUCACUUUUGUUUUGUUCACUUUCUGUGUUUUUUUACCCUGAUUCCAAACUGUACACUCGAACGGCACGGGUAUUCGAUUUGUUCUAUAUCGGAGGGGAAUGGACGGGAUAGGGGAGACUGUACUUCCAGUUUUUCUUUUCUUUAUACUCCAGGUAACGGGGACCACGUUUCACUUUUCUCUGUCAAGAUUGAGCAGGGAUGCAGUCUAGCAACGGAGGAGAGGAGGUCGCCAGCCGGAGUGCAGGCCAGCUGCCGUGUCUACUUUCGCUCAUUGCUGUUGAUAGCCACCGCUCAAUCUAUCCCCUUGACAUCCAUGUAUCUAGCUUAGCACUCUUAGAAUUAAAAGUAGAGAUCUCUUCCAUG
Blastomyces dermatitidis ER-3 is the source of this 13722-nucleotide messenger RNA. RefSeq names its product E3 ubiquitin-protein ligase HUWE1, variant. Bases 801 to 13145 code for a protein of 4114 amino acids. Gene Ontology annotation, molecular function: ubiquitin-protein transferase activity. Gene Ontology annotation, biological process: positive regulation of protein catabolic process; proteasome-mediated ubiquitin-dependent protein catabolic process; protein polyubiquitination. The record is from RefSeq and is a predicted model, not a curated record. The transcript is spliced from 8 exons. NCBI's taxonomy places the organism in Eukaryota, Fungi, Ascomycota, Eurotiomycetes, Onygenales, Ajellomycetaceae.